This is a messenger RNA of Exophiala viscosa, 2445 nucleotides long. RefSeq lists its product as uncharacterized. Lineage: Eukaryota; Fungi; Ascomycota; Eurotiomycetes; Chaetothyriales; Herpotrichiellaceae. The record is from RefSeq and is a predicted model, not a curated record. Bases 392 to 2200 code for a protein of 602 amino acids. The transcript has 2 exons.
CCCCUAGGCCUGAGUUCGCGAGAUAUCGGCAUCGGCAUGAACUAACGUUUAGUGGUGUUUACGGAGCAUACUCAGUAGGGGUGUUUGUUGGCGUCGUCCAAAGGGGAGGCUGGUUACGAGUUUCAUUUAUUGGCGGGUUUCGCAAUCCACCUGGACUCUGUACAAUGAUCCUCUCUGUUCCUGUUUCUGUACUUCUGGUUUCUUCUCGUCAAGCACUUGGAGACCGCCAACCCGAGUCGAUGGAAUCCUCGUUGCAGCAUCAAAUUUCCGGACGAAGGCGGCCUUGCCUGCUAGAAGCAAACAUACCAUUCACCACCAGUUGACCGGGCUGUCGAUGUCAUGUUAUGAUAUAGGAUACUGCAAGCGCACAGACACAGAGUAGUCCUCUACCAUGUCCCGUCCUCCCGGCGCACGAUCCUCAACUGCCAGUGGCCUCGCGCCGCCGCGCCCAGGUUCCCGCCCACCGGGCUAUCCCACGAGCACGCACGGUUCAGGCGUGUUCGCUCCACCUCCACCCCUCAGCGCCAUCGCAAGCAGACCACAAUCGCGCAUCGAACCUCCUCCGUUGUCCGCGACGGCAGGCCCCAUGCCAGGCACGCGCGAGCGUCCCCUGCCGGGACCACGCAAGCGUCUGAUCGUCACGUGCGACGGGACCUGGCUCAACGCGGACAACGGGAUCAUGAACAACGGCGAGAAACAGCCGCCCUCAAAUGUGUCGCGCAUAGGCUGGGCUAUCAAGGACACUUCAAGAGAUGGCAUCCCUCAGAUCGUGAAUUACCAGGCCGGCGUGGGCACUAUGGGCGGUCCCGCUGCCCGCGCCGUCGGAGGCGCUACAGGGUUCGGUCUGAAAGAGAACGUGCGGCAAGCGUAUACCUACCUCGCUAUCAAUUGGAAACCGGGCGACGAGAUAUUUCUGAUCGGGUUCUCACGCGGCGCAUUCACGGCGCGAAGUAUAGGCGGUAUGAUUGGUGAUUUGGGUCUUCUUACACGUUCUGGAUUACCGUUCUUCAACGAGAUCUUCGACGAUUGGGAACACCGCGCCGAUGACCGGUACGUCAGUAAGUUUCCGGACUCGCCAUUCCCAAAUAAAGGACCUUUCGACGCGCAUUAUGCACAUCAAUUGGUACGACAGGGUUUGACGACGCUGGAAGUACCGAUCAAAGCGAUUUGUUGCUGGGAUACGGUCGGAAGCCUGGGCAUUCCUAGGGUGGGAUGGCUUGAGAAUCUUGGGUUGCAGAGUCGUGGUAUGCAUCAGUAUGAAUUCUACGAUACGCGAUUGAACCCAAAGGUGGAGAAUGCGUUCCAGGCUCUUGCCUUGGAUGAGCGGAGGGGACCGUUCAUGCCGGCGCUUUGGGAGAAACGGGACAGUGAUCGGACGAACUUGGUACAGGUGUGGUUUCCGGGCGUGCACAGUAACGUGGGCGGGGGUUAUGAAGAUCAAGAGAUUGCGAAUAUCACGCUGGCUUGGAUGAUCAGUAAGCUCGAGCCGUUUCUGGAUUUCCGGCCGAAUUUCUUGAUGGAGCAGUGGGAUUUGACGAAACGGUAUUAUAAAGAGACGGGGCAGAAGAACAGGUUGUGGAGUUUUGGGGAGAUAUAUAACAGUCUCAAGGGCAUUUAUGCUCUGGCUGGGAGUAAGACGAGGACGCCGGGAGGGUAUUAUCGCGUUGAUCCUCAUGGGCGACAGACAGACAGGCGACUCAAGAAUACGAACGAGUAUAUCCAUUCUAGUGUUCGGUGUCGGUUGGGGUUGCAGGGACCAGGUGUGAAUGAUCGGGGUGUUUAUGAUCCGCCAGCACUGCGGGAUUGGACAUUUGACACGGAAGUUGUGCCUGGGACGGGGGGUGAUGGGUUGAUGGUUGUUUGGACGGAUCGUUCCGAAAGAAGGGAAAGAGGGCAGGAUAAAAUUCCUGAGGCCAAGUUGGGUGAGACGGAGAUGGUGCUGCUUAGCCAGUGUCCUAGAGUGGAAGAGUAUGCGAAGGAUCUGAAGCCGCCUGGCCAUAAGGAGAAGAGGAGGUCCAGGAGAGAUACGAAUGGAGCGGCGGUGGGAGGGGAGACGAGGAGAAGGAGGGAUAUGUCACAGGCACAGGACCAGAAUGGGUCCGAUGACGAUGACCAGAGGAGACGGCGGAGACGGGAGUCGAGAGGUCAAGAUCCGGAUCGGCAGCGGCGGAGGAGGAGUCGAAGGUACGACAAUGACUGAGACCCAUGGUGUUGACGGAAGAAACACAACACAAAGAUUCACGCCAGCACAUGCUGCCAUGCGGAACGAUCCCAAGCAAUGGCGAAGCACUCGAAGGCACGGCAUUCCAGAACCGAAGCUCUUAUCGCCAUUCCCGAUGACAUCGAGCAGGCGUCAUUAUGGGCAGGACACAGCCUGAGAUUGGCGACUGGGUCUUGCCUCCGCCGUUUGUCAUCUCAUCGAGCGCGACGACGCCCUCAUGCGAA